This is a messenger RNA of Mycena indigotica, 1908 nucleotides long. RefSeq names its product Cytochrome c heme lyase. Gene Ontology annotation, biological process: cytochrome c-heme linkage. Gene Ontology annotation, molecular function: protein binding; holocytochrome-c synthase activity. Gene Ontology annotation, cellular component: mitochondrion. The transcript has 9 exons. The record is from RefSeq and is a predicted model, not a curated record. The coding region runs from base 1 to 1908 and encodes 635 amino acids. Lineage: Eukaryota; Fungi; Basidiomycota; Agaricomycetes; Agaricales; Mycenaceae.
AUGCCACUGUCUAAAUGGAGGAUCGCCCUUAAUGGGCUCAAAACAACGACCAAUGCUGAUCAUCGACCACGAACGGCUCCCGAUAUCGCUCUACCACCUGACAUAACGGCGCAAAUAGCGACUGAAGUUUAUGAACUCAUAAUGAACUAUUUAGUCGACGUGCAAUCUCUUCUCGCUUGUAUGCUCGUCUGUCGCGCGUGGUAUCCCCGAAGUCACCAUCUACUUCUGCGCCUAAUGGCCUGCCGCCCUCGCGCCAUGAGCGGGAUGUUCCAUGGCGGGGCUGGGACGAUCAACUGUGCUGUUCCGUACUUGGAUUCCGAAGGGGCCGUUAUAUAUGGUGCCUCCGACGGUAUUUACCUAGGCACAAAAGACGCUUCCAGAGACCGCUUGAUAUCUCUCCGGAACGUCACACACAUUGAGAUAUUCUACGAUGUCAACCUUUUGACUGCAGACUCGGAACUAGUCAGCUUCCCGCUGCAGAGUCUAGUGACAAGGACCAUCAAGUCUCUGGAAGCCCCAAGAGCGAAAAAUUUGAUCUUCCUUACUGUUCAUCGAAGCGUUGCGCCUGGCCAACGCCAUCGUGUCUGUGUCUUGAAAAGCUCGACGCUUUCUGGUGUCAUCAAAGUCUUCGAUAUAGUGAGAGAUCAACGUGGUACUCGCCUCACGAGCGCUGUUGAACUCUACAUCCCAAUGGAAACAUCAUCCGUGCACUUUUUAACCCACACGCGAGUUGCUGCGGUCUUGAAAAAGACUGUGGCUAGACAGAGCGCAUUCGAAAUGAUAAAUAUUGUGUCCGCGGAGACUCAGUCCCUUCUCGAUCCCAGCGAUACCAGGUUAGCAUUUGCAUCCAAGAAAGAUGAGGUUGGUCGUGCAAUCGGCGUCUUUGGAGUUUCAGGAAACUUUUUGGUUUGCACUGAGAAGAUGGCCUUCUUCAUCGACCGCCACGGUCGUUUAGCCGAGGAUUCAACCAAGCUGAAAUGGAAGGACAAAGUAGCCUCUGUUGUAAUAAACGGUAAAUAUCUCUUCGCUUUCGCCACUGAAUGCCUCGAGGUAUGGAAUCUUGAGGACUCGCAGCUUGUUCAGAGGAUUAAAGGCCAAUAUCGUCCAUUGAACGACAUGCCCACGGCGAAGGAGCAACUUCUUAUGUUAGACCUCAAUACUCAUCAUAUAACUAAGUCUGUAGCUGCGGCUCCGCCCCAAGCAUGUCCAGUAGACCACAAAUCACUCGGGUCUACCUCUUCGCAAGCGUCUUGUCCCGUGGCUCAUGAUACGCCAAAACCUGCUCAAUGUCCAGUCGACCAUGACGCUAUCGACAUCCGCAACCAAAUGCCGCACCUUUCUCAGGAUGUAGCUCCCUCUCAAAGCACCUCCCUUCCCACAUCACGCACCAUUUCUUCUAUACCCCGGGAUCCGUCAAGUAAAUGGGAGUACCCGUCACCACAACAAUUCUAUAACGCACUCGUACGAAAAGGCAAUGAAACACCAGAGGAGCUAGCCCAUGUAGAGACAAUGGUCGAGAUACACAACUUUUUGAAUGAAGAGGCGUGGCAGGAAGUGUUGAAAUGGGAAAAACGGGUCCACAAUUCGGACGACAUCCAAUUAACCCGAUUCAAAGGAAGACCUGGUGAAAUCUCCCCCAAAGCCCGAAUGUGGUUGUUUGCGGGUUGGCUUUUGCCCUCCCGAUUCAACACCGAACCUCCAUUUGACCGCCAUGACUGGAUCGUUCGACGGCCAAAAACAGGCGAGGAAGUAAGAUAUGUGAUCGACUACUAUUCUGCUCCUCCAGAGCCAGAUGGUUCGCCUGUGUUUUCGCUCGACGUGCGACCCGCAUUGGACAGUGUUGGAAGCAUCAAAGAACGGAUAGCGGUGGCUACGGAGGAGGUUUGGGCGGCAUUGCGCAAAGACUGA